Molecule: messenger RNA, 441 nt
Organism: Fraxinus pennsylvanica
Lineage: Eukaryota; Viridiplantae; Streptophyta; Magnoliopsida; Lamiales; Oleaceae
Source: the annotation of a GenBank genome assembly
AUGCAAGGAAUCCGCCAUUAUGCGCCGCUAAGUGACUGCAGAGUAAGGCUAGAAUUGACUCCAACCACCACCUCCCCACUGGCUAUAUCCGUCGCAGAGUCGACAGAGAUGCGUAUCCAACGGUUGAUAUGUGAGAAUCCAGUGAUCAUCUUUAGCCGCUCCUCUUGCUACAUGUGCCACGUCAUGAAACUGCUGCUGUCCACCGUAGGGGUGCACCCCACCAUCAUCGAAUUGGAUGAGGAUGAGAUCAGCGUGUUCACAGUUCACGGUGUCGCCGGCACCAAACACCACGUUGAUGGUGAAGCUGGUGGUGUUCCAGCGUUGUAUAUAGGAGGCACAAGUAUUGGUGGGCUAGAGAGUCUGGUGGCACUCCACUUGAGUGGCCACCUAGUGUCCAAGCUUAUGGAAGUCGGUGUUUUGAGAAAUACUAUGGUAUUUUAG